AUGGAAGAGAAAUCGGAAAAUUCAAAAGCAGCUGAUAUAUACGCGUUGGGGAUGACUAUCCUGGAGGCUAUGACGGGAAGCAUUCCGUAUGUGGAAGUACCGAACGAAAUAGUGGUGAUGAGGAAGAUCACAGAAGGAACACUCCCUCCGCGCCCUGAGGCGCAUAUACCCAUUAGUUGUUAUCGUGCCAGCACCCUUUGGCACUUAAUGAACCAGUGCUGGAGUCGUAAUCCCCAGACUCGUCCAACCGCCAUUCAGGUGCAGGAGCGGGUCUCUCAACUAGCUUAUUCGUAUUCAGACACCUGA
Rhizoctonia solani is the source of this 306-nucleotide messenger RNA. Its product is annotated as Tyrosine kinase domain protein. Gene Ontology annotation, biological process: protein phosphorylation. Bases 1 to 306 code for a protein of 101 amino acids. The record is from RefSeq and is a predicted model, not a curated record. The transcript has 3 exons. Gene Ontology annotation, molecular function: protein kinase activity; ATP binding. Lineage: Eukaryota; Fungi; Basidiomycota; Agaricomycetes; Cantharellales; Ceratobasidiaceae.